This is a messenger RNA of Telopea speciosissima, 1479 nucleotides long. Its product is annotated as alpha-1,3-arabinosyltransferase XAT2-like. The transcript is spliced from 3 exons. The record is from RefSeq and is a predicted model, not a curated record. Gene Ontology annotation, molecular function: glycosyltransferase activity. The coding region runs from base 37 to 1479 and encodes 480 amino acids. NCBI's taxonomy places the organism in Eukaryota, Viridiplantae, Streptophyta, Magnoliopsida, Proteales, Proteaceae.
AUCCGCUCCAAAGGUCAAAUCUUUAAACGGAUCAGAAUGGGGACGAAGGUCGUAGAAUCAAGAAGGGUGGUGGUGACUGCUGCAACUUCAAUUUGUCUAAUGCUUCUUCCUCUUAUAUAUGCCAUGGUCUUCUCCCCUUACAACUCUCCACUCAAUUUCUGGAAACAAGUAUCAAAUAGUGAUGGUGGAGCUGGUGCAAGCAUCAACAAUGGCGCCCCUGAAGAGGACGAUUCAUUAACAUCUCUGCUAGGAAGACUAUUACGAGGAAAAGAUCGAACAGAGUUAGAGAACACCGGCUUUGCCUGUAAGUCUGAUUCCCUUACCGACGUUUGUGUUGCAAACCAAAACGUGUUGAUGAAACCAGAAGGAGUUGCCUUAACCGUCUACCUCUCAUCAGCAUCAUCUUCCAUUAAUCAGACUAAGAAACUCCAACAACCGGAGUUGCAGGAGAUGGAACCAGUCAUGGUGAGACCUUAUGUGAAGAAGAACGAUGAUCAUGCUCGCAAAUACGUCAACCAAAUCAAGAUUCAAAAGCUAAUUUCUCCAUCUCACUGCAAUGUCUCCCACAAUGUUCCUGCUGUGGUCUUCUCUUUGGGUCUCACAGGUAAUGCCUUCCACGAAUUGAACGAGAUCGUAAUCCCACUCUUCCUCACCACCCACCACUUCAAUUCCCAAAUCCGCUUCGUAAUCACCGAUUUCAAUCCCUUAUGGUUUCACAAAUACGCCAAGAUUCUUUUCCAUCUCUCCGAUUUCGAAAUCAUCAAUACUUCUCAAGACAAAAGGGUCCAUUGUUUCCCUGGAGCUGUAAUUGGUUUACAUUUCCACAACGAAAAUCUCGUUUGUCGGAAAAGUGACUUACCGGUAAAUUGCUCCAUCCCAGACUUCCGGCAAUUCCUCCGACAAGCAUUCGAUCUGAAAUUCAAGAACGUGGCCCAACUGGUUAAUACUUCUGGGAAUUCCUCCGGCAAACCCGUUCUUGUUCUUCUCUCACGACGGCAAUCUCGGAGGUUUUUGAACGAAGGUGAAAUGGUGAGGGUGGCGACGGUGUUAGGGUUUCGAGUUGUCGUGGCAUCGCCGGAGCUGACGACGAAUCUAGAUGAGUUCUCUGGUGUACUUAAUGGGUGUAGUGUUCUGGUGGGUGCUCAUGGAGCGGGUCUUACCAACGGGGUGUUCUUGCCGGAAGGUGCAGUGCUGGUGCAGGUGGUUCCCCUGGGUCUGCAAUGGGCUUCUACUAACUACUACGGGAAUCCAUUGGGAGAGAUGGGGGUGCACUACUUGGAGUAUCAGAUCAAUCCUGAGGAGAGCACGCUCUUUGAUUUGUACGGUCCAGAUCAUCCGGUCAUCAUCGAUCCUGAAUCCGUACACAGUCAGGGUUACAAUGUUAGUAGGCCUGUCUACGUUGAUGGGCAAGAUCUGAAGAUUAAUCUCUCCAGGUUUGAGGAUUACCUUGUCCAAGCACUUCGACUUCUUGGCCGGUAA